AUGGCUUUCAGAAACAUGAACAGUAAGAGACAUAUUGGACUACAGCAACUUUCCGCUUUGGCAUCCACUGGAAGGACCCUUUUAGGACCAGUGAAAUCAUCCAAAUUUAUAGUUGAUGAAAGUACUCCAGAUGGUAUGUUGAUCUGUUCUGCAGUGAGACUUCUAGAAAACUUGGAUUUAAAUUGUGCAGUUGGUCAACUUCUUAAUGACACCAUCCAGGCACAGGACCAAGAAUAUAAAACUGGGACCACUACCUUGUUAUUUCUAGUUAGUGCAUGGAGCAAUGCUGUCCUUGAAUGUCUUCAGCAGGAUGUUCCUCUUUCAGUAAUAGUUUCUCUGAUGUCUGAAAGUCUGAAUUCUUGUAUUGAAUAUGUGCAAGGCAUUGCAUUAUCACUGCACAGUAUACAGCAAAGACUAGAUGAUAUUCCUAGAGAAUGUGAAGACAAGGUGUCAGCAAUUAUUAACACCAAUUGUAGCACAUCUGGAAAGCAGAUUGUGGAAACUAAAACUCCAGGUCUCAAAUCAAAUAGCAGUAUUUUAACUCCAUUUGGACAUUUGUAUGAAUGUGAGGAAAAAUCAGAAGAUCUUAUCAUUCAGCAAGCAAAGACAUGCAAUUUUGGGGGAAAGUGUGGGUAUCAAGGGAUAUUUGAUACUGGCAUCACAGCAUGUUCAUCAGCUAAAUCAGUUGAUACCAGUCGUGUUUCCACAGCAUACAAAACUGUAAUAGAUAAAAGACACAGUUUACAAAAUUGUCAUUUGGAUGUAUUAAACUGUAACCAAAGAUUAAAAGUAACCCACAGUAGGUACUUCAGUAGUGUAAAGAAAAAACCUUCACCACAGCAACCAGAUCAAGUAGGUGAAUCCACAAAACAUUUUGAUGGGAUCAAUGAUUUGGGACAACUGACAAUGUCACUUAGCCAUGGAAACUGGCCUGCCAUGAAACUGGUCCAGGAUAUUCUCAGAUACCAGCUGCACAAUGUCAACAAAAUGGCUGACACUUGUCCUUUGCAGUUUAAUGUUUCAGAGGUUGUGACUUGUUGUUUACCAGGUGUGUCUGAAGCCCAUUCUUGUGCUUAUCCAGGUUAUAUAACUUUAGUAUGCCCAGAGAAAGCUGCCAUUACUAAGAUAUAUCAGGAUAGGCCUCUUCGUGUUAUUCUUGUAGAUGGGAACCUAACCAAAACCUAUCACCAUUUGGGCUUUAACAGGUCACAGAAUGUGAGAAUCCUUUUUGAAAGUGCAUCUGAUCUAGAGACUGGCUUAAACCUGUGGAUUGAUUCUAUGCUGGAUAUUCUGAUUCAGUCUGGCAUAAAUUUAGUUUUGGUACAAGGUGAGACAUGUGAAAUUUUAGAAGAACGCUGUCUGUCAAAUAACAUAGUGGUAAUUAAUCGAGUAGCUCACAAUGUUUUGAGGGCUUUUAGUGUUACCACAGGAGCAGAACGGGUGACUUACCUCACCCAAGUGAAUGAGCAUUGUGUUGGCAAGGGCGUCUGUAUGAAACUCUGUGGAACUCCAGAGUUAAGUGGGGUGGGUUUGAAUGAUCAAAUGCUGGUUUCUUUAACAGCAAAGGGAAUUACCUUGACGACAGUUGUGCUUGGUUGCCCUCUUAUGUCAAAGAUGCAAGCCAUUGAAGAUAACUUUUGGACAUGUGCUUACCGUGUGCAUCAUGCCCUUCUUGAUCAAGCAGUCUUUCCAGGAGGUGGCGUUCUUGAAUUCUUAUGUCUCAGUUAUCUUGGGACCUUAGAGAAAACAGCCGAAACAUGUAAGGAAGAAUUUAAUACUGGUUCCUCUUGGCUUUCAAAAUCUUCAGAACAGUACCAACCCCUGGUGCUCAGUGCUUUGGCAUGUGGUUGGCACCAGUACCUUUGUACGAUCAUGUGUAACAUGGCACACUGCACAACACAAUUUGAAGCUAGCACCUUCAUACAACAGCACCUCCAAGAAGCAGCAGUAUGUGAUUCCCCAACAGCCUACAUACUAGAUGAAUUUAACAAGGGCAGGAUGGGAGUAGCAAGCACUGAAUACAUUGGGGUAUAUGGAAAGGCUCUAAAAGUGUAUGAUAAUGUUGGAGCUAAAACAGAAGCAUGGCGUAGAGCUUUAGACUUGGUGUUGCUAGUGCUUCAAACAGAUGCCGAAAUUAUCACAGGUCCUAAGCGGGAUCAAUUGCUGAAGUCACAACUCUCAAGUGAGUUCUUGUUUUUGUAG
This is a messenger RNA of Sceloporus undulatus (fence lizard), 2202 nucleotides long. It is a transcript of the gene BBS12, whose product is annotated as Bardet-Biedl syndrome 12. NCBI's taxonomy places the organism in Eukaryota, Metazoa, Chordata, Lepidosauria, Squamata, Phrynosomatidae. Gene Ontology annotation, biological process: chaperone-mediated protein complex assembly; photoreceptor cell maintenance. The transcript has a single exon. Gene Ontology annotation, molecular function: ATP binding. The record is from RefSeq and is a predicted model, not a curated record. The coding region runs from base 1 to 2202 and encodes 733 amino acids.